Triticum turgidum subsp. durum (durum wheat) is the source of this 597-nucleotide messenger RNA. The record is from the annotation of a GenBank genome assembly. Lineage: Eukaryota; Viridiplantae; Streptophyta; Magnoliopsida; Poales; Poaceae.
AUGAAUGCAUCCAAGGUGCAAUCCAACCACGACUCGGCUCGCAUUCAAGCAACAAUAGGAGCAAGUGCAAAAGCAAAGCAAGAGAUGGAGGCGGCUGGGUAUCGCUCCCGCGUCGUGGCUGAAGUCGACCCCCGCAGCGAAUGGGUUCACGGGGACGAGUUCGACACGCUCAUCGUCGACGUCUCAGGAUUCGCCAGGGACCAGCUCAAGGUCCAGGUAGAGCCGUUGGGGAGCCUCAAGAUCAGCGGCGAGCGCGCCCUCAACGGCGGCCGGCAGUGGUGUCACUUCCUGAAGCGGUUCGACCUCCCCGGCGCCUGCGACGCCGCGGCGAUCAAGGUCCAGCUCGACAAGGGAGUCCUCUACGUCCAGGUGCCCCGUUCCACCGACGACAGCCAAGAGGACGCGCUGCGAGAGGAGGACUGGAGCGGCGGCCACACGGCGGCGUGGCGUGCCGAUGAGCACCCGGCGCGGCGUCUGGCCAAGAGCCUGGGUGAGCACCGGUACGCCGUCUUGAACGUCGUGCUCGCCGUCGUGCUCCUCUGGCUCGUCGCGUUCGCCAACAGCAAGCAGAGCGGUGGGCAGAUCAAGAACGAAUGA